GAAUUGUACAAUUCUAGCUACUCCCGACGAUUCUACUAACUGAUAUAGACCACUAGUAGUCUAUAUCAGUGAUUCUACUACUAGAGAAUACGUUUACAGCACGGAAAUACAUUAUUUUUAUUUCCGUGGUUUACAAAGUAAAAAUAACAUUUAUCACACUGCUCACUGCUACCGCAGUACCACAUUCGUGGGUAGACCAUUUACGACCAUGGCGUUAAAAAGUUCAUAAUCCGCUGGACGUAUACAUACAUAUACAUAUCAGUGCAACGAUAACGAAGGAAUUUAAAAUAAAGCAAAAAAAGUAGAGAGAAAACCUGGUCGAAUUAGUGCAUGGAGGUCUAUGAAUUAGUGUCAAUGAUGUUCGAGGUUACAGGUCAGCUUUUGUGAUGUUAGGAAUAUGUCAAGAAUAACGCUGAGGGGACAUUGUUAGAAAAAUGUCAUCCACAGGCGAACGGAGCAAUGCUUCGUCACAUCAGCUGACUCUCGACUUGAUGAAAAAUUUAAACUCCACUUCAAAUUUCGACAUUUGCAUAUCGCUGACUAUAUUGAAGCAAGAUACACAAUGCCACAAACAGUUUGUAAAAGAUGGGGGGAUUUCUGUUCUUGUCGGACUUCUCGGGUCUGAUAAUUACAAAAUUUUGGACCUGUUACUGAGCAUACUAGCAAACAUGUGCCUGGAGAGUUACGUUCGGCAAGAGUUAUAUCAAGCUCGUGGAUUGGAUUUAGCCACCAAGGUAACAGGCAUUUUGAAAACCAUCAAAUCACCUAGCAUCCAAUGCCGUGCCUGUAGACUUGUAGGAAACCUAGCUGAGUGCAAGUGGCAUGCAAGAGCCCUAUAUCAGUCGGGGAUAAUUAAGGUCAUAACCAACCUAUUCAAAUCUUGUAAAAUACCUGUGAGUGUUCAGCUUACAGCAAUUAGGGCUAUAAGGAACAUUUGGUCAGUGCUUGAAAGCAGUCGUGAUGAAAUUCUAGAGAAUGGGACAUUCCGUGAGGUUACAACAAUAUUUGUGCUAGCUGGUGAAGGAAAACAAGAAAAAUGCAGAGAGGUAUUGAUCGAUGUCUGUCUCAAAGCAAUGUGUGCCUUUCUUCAGACAUCAGAUCCGCGGUGUAGCGAACAAUUACGAGGUAAAACAGACAUGGAAGGAUUUAAGAGUAUUGUUCAGCAAUGCAAAGCAAAAAAUCGAAUGGCUAUAAAAUGUCUGUACAUACUCUCUCAAAUUGCUGAAUGUCGACCGGUAUUGGGAACCUUGGGAGCUAUCGAAUUCAUCGUGUCGGCGAUAGCUGCAGAUACUCCAUUCUUAUGGGAGCUGUUGGCAAGCUUAUGCCUAUUUUGCCGAGAAGCUGUUAAUCGUGUUCGUAUUCGAACAGCUAUCGGUCUAGAAGUUAUGUUGGGCAUAUUAAAGCAAGAAGGACAGAGGCGUUAUCAUCCUAUGCUGCUUCACGCCCUUGCCCAAUUCAUAUACGAUGAUCAGAGUAUCCUGAUAAUGAUUAAGUACGGCUUGUUGGAUGUGCUGAUUACAAAUUUACGCGAAAUGAUAUUGGAAGAUCCAAACGAUUGUAUAGAACGGUGUCAUCCAAAAAAACGGGGCGCCCGCAGUCCUCUUAACAAAAGAAUUGAAGUCAAGUUCCAUAGAAGUGAUUUCGGAAGGUUCAGUCUAGACUACAAACGAGAUGACUGGAGUCCGGGAAGUGCCACGAGCAUGUGUUCAUCACCACCUAGCACUCCGCCUCUCUCAUCCUUUUUUGAGGACUAUAUCGACGAGAUGGACGGCAGCGCUGAAGAAAAUUACAGUCCCGUGUGCAGUGACACUGAGUGUGGUGAAAAUGAUGAAGACCUGGAAGACGAAGCUGCUUCUAUAAAAAGUUGCUCCUCUUUUGUAAUGGAAUUCCCUGUGGAAGGGCAUGAUUUUGGAAACACGUGUAAAACGACGAUAAGCAAACAAGCAAGGCAUAUGUGGACCUUGACGCUAUUAAGCCGUUUGAGUCAUUCCAACGAGCCGGUGGACAAGCUUGCAGACCCCGCUACCAUUCAGCCCCUGAUCGCUUAUAUCCGGGUGACGAAAAAUGGUCGAGCAUCGAGAAUACUAGCUCGUAUUAUCAGGAACAGAUCGUAUCUGGUGACAUUGAUGAAACAGGGCUUUGUCUUUGAACUGCAAACUAUGCGGGGUUCCGAGCAGUACAUCAGGCAGUUAAGCGCUCUUGCAGAGACAGGAUGCGCCUUGGGAGAACUUGCUUCAAUUUUACUCCGUGGGCAAGAAGCCGAUAAAAUUGUCAUAGCGGUGUCGAUUCCAUUCUUAAUACAGUCAAAAGACGCGCUCCGAACUCUGUUGAAAACGCACCGGGGCUUAUCCUUUCUGUUUCGCGUGUUGACCGACAGAACGCACGAUCUGCACAUUAACGCAGUAUACGCCGUUUGUCGCUUAGCCAACGCCCUUGAAAUUGAUCCACAAGAAGUUGAUAGAAAUCCUACCCAAUCCACAACUAGGAUUAACAUCUCAAAGACUUUGGAUUACCACCUAAAGCCCACCACCGUUACGUUUGAGUUGGAUGAUGGAACUACCGUUGACGCGCACAGAACUAUACUUUGCCAGAGGUCCGAGUUCUUUUCGGCAAUGCUCGAAGGAAACUUCUAUGAAUCCGGGAGACGUCGGGUAAAAUUAAAAAACACCUCAAAGCAAGGUCUUGAUACCUUGUUGCUCGCCGUCAAUGGUUGCCCAUACAGCGAACGUCCGAUCGAAUCGCUCUUGGACGCCGUUAUUCUUGCCGAUAAAUUUCUGAUGUCGGACGUACUCGACUCGUUGAUAGAAAUAUCUCUUUCAAACAUCAACUUAAACAAUGUUAGUCGCACGUGGCAUUGGGCCCAUAAAAAUGCAUGCUACGAACUCAGAACUGGUUGUGUCAAGAUAUUUCUGACCGCCAAGUCUACCAAGCCUGCAAGGUUACAAGCCUUUAAUGAUUUUGGCGAAAGCGAGCGCUUCUCGGAAUUUAUCGGUGAUCUAGAAAAAGUAUUGAGAGCAGGCUUGUUGGGCCGCUAAGCACCCGCGAUUCGAAACUAUUCGUAACUUGCCAUCCAAGAAUCUUUAUUGCUUUAGUAGAUAAACAUAUACCUUGGUGUAGGACUUUUGGUAAGACCCAUACCUGCAUUAUUAUGACGGAAUGUUAAUAGAAUAAAGGGGGAGAAUAGGUUGCGGCCUGUACAAAAUUUUUACAAGAAAAAAAAUUGUGUCCUCGGAAAUAAAAUCAAUAUCUGAUCAAACUCAA
Athalia rosae (coleseed sawfly) is the source of this 3261-nucleotide messenger RNA. RefSeq names its product armadillo repeat-containing protein 5 (gene Rnb). Gene Ontology annotation, molecular function: protein binding. The record is from RefSeq and is a predicted model, not a curated record. Lineage: Eukaryota; Metazoa; Arthropoda; Insecta; Hymenoptera; Athaliidae. Gene Ontology annotation, cellular component: cytosol. Bases 435 to 3035 code for a protein of 866 amino acids. Gene Ontology annotation, biological process: anatomical structure morphogenesis. The transcript is spliced from 7 exons.